AUGCUGGGGAUCGUCUUAUGUGGGAAAGGUGGGGAACCCGACGAGAAAGAUAUGUGCGACUCAAGACCUGCGCCUAUCGCCAUUAUAGGCGGCGGUCCAUGUGGUCUGACCUUUGCACGGCUGCUAGAGCGCGCGGGUUUCGACUAUAUCGUCUUUGACCGGGACGCAUCGCCAGAGCAGACGCCGCAGUCCCAAGGUGGCACACUCGACUUGACCAGUGACGGGGGGACAAGCGGCGCUUCGUCGUGCGGACUUGACUGCUGA
Molecule: messenger RNA, 264 nt
Organism: Aspergillus ochraceoroseus IBT 24754
Lineage: Eukaryota; Fungi; Ascomycota; Eurotiomycetes; Eurotiales; Aspergillaceae
Product: FAD-dependent oxidoreductase
Exons: 2
Coding region: 1-264 (87 amino acids)
Molecular function (GO): FAD binding
Source: RefSeq, a predicted model, not a curated record